This is a messenger RNA of Cavia porcellus (domestic guinea pig), 1594 nucleotides long. It is a transcript of the gene Pdlim2, whose product is annotated as PDZ and LIM domain 2. NCBI's taxonomy places the organism in Eukaryota, Metazoa, Chordata, Mammalia, Rodentia, Caviidae. Bases 154 to 1230 code for a protein of 358 amino acids. Gene Ontology annotation, cellular component: filamentous actin; stress fiber; Z disc. The transcript is spliced from 10 exons. The record is from RefSeq and is a predicted model, not a curated record. Gene Ontology annotation, molecular function: actin binding; muscle alpha-actinin binding. Gene Ontology annotation, biological process: actin cytoskeleton organization; muscle structure development; heart development.
CCCACCACCACCACGCCCCGGGUCUGGUCAACCGAGCUACAUUGACCUUCGAGUUGAAAAGGCUCCAGAACUGGGAGAGCUGGGCCAACGGGGCUGGGCUCCUCCCCGCGCACGUCUGCCUGCAGCUCGGAGUCCACUGGCCGGCUCAAAGGUAUGGUGCUGACUGUGGAUGUGGUGGGGCCAGCGCCCUGGGGCUUCCGCAUCACUGGGGGCAGGGAUUUCCACACACCCAUCAUGGUAACCAAGGUAAAUGAGCGGGGCAAGGCUGAGGCCGCUGACCUCCGGCCUGGUGACAUCAUUGUGGCCAUCAAUGGGGAGAGCGCAGAGGGCAUGCUUCACGCCGAGGCCCAGAGCAAGAUCCGCCAGAGCGCAUCUCCCCUGCGACUGCAGUUAGACAGGUCUCGGGCUGCCUCUCCAGGGCAGGGCAACAGCGAUGGCUCCUUGGAAGUGCUGGCCACUCGCUUCCAGGGGUCCCUGAGGACCCGCCCCGACAGCCAGUCCUCCCUGUGGUCCUCCUACUCCAGCCCAGCCUCCCUCAGCCCGCGGCCCGGCAGCCCCUUCACCCCGCCCCCCAGCAGCCCCCUGGGCCUGGCGGGAGAGGCCCCCACUGGCCACAGCUUCCAGAGCUUGGCCCACUCGGCCGCCCUCUCCAGUGCCACCGUGGACCACUUGUCCUGCCCGUCCCCCGGGGGCCGCCCCGCAUGCCGACAGGCCGGCCCGGGCCGGGAGGGAGACUUGGCUGUGCGGGUGCUGCCCCCACGGUCCUCCAGCCCUAGGAUCAGCAGCCCGAACUCCGAAGCCGGGAACUUCCUGCUGGAAGAGGACUCAGAGGUGUUCAAGAUGCUGCAGGAAAACCGCGAGGGGCGGGCAGCCCCGCGCCAGUCCAGCUCCUUUCGACUCCUGCAGGAAGCCCUGGAGGCUGAGGAGAGAGGUGGCACGCCUGCCAUCGUGCCCAGCUUACUGAGCCCCCAGUCCUCCCUGCCCACGUCCAGGGCCCUGGCCACCCCGCCCAAGCUCCACACCUGCGAGAAGUGCAGCACCAGCAUCACGAACCAGGCUGUGCGCAUCCAGGAGGGCCGGUACCGCCACCCCGGCUGCUAUGCCUGUGCAGACUGUGGGCUGAACCUGAGGAUGCGCGGCCACUUCUGGGUGGGCGACGAGCUGUAUUGUGAGAAGCACGCCCGCCAGCGCUACUCAGCACGCUCCGCUGCCCCCAGCCCUCGGCCCUGAACCUGGGGCACCCUGGAUGCCGGUCCUUGGAGAGCACCUUGCAGGGAAGAGGCAGUGGUGGGGGGUGGCUCUUACAUGAACUCAGUUUGGGGACAAAAGACCCCUUGGUCCUCGCUGGAUGAGGCUAAGGACUGGAACUAGGGGCUUUGGAUGCCUAGAGUAGCCCUACCCUCCCAGCCUUCCCCCUGUAGGACAGGCACUGUGCCACCUGCUGAAGUGGCCUGCACGAUUGAUAUUUUAUGUACAGGAUGGGACAGAAACAGAAGGAUCAGGAAGGAGGGGGUGGGCCAGAGGCCAACGGUAAUCACUGUGCAGUGUCGGACACGAGCUCUAUAAAUAUAUGUAUAUGGGUGCACACAGCCAA